AUGUUGAAUAAUUUAAUUAAUAAAAGAUUAUUUACUUUAAAUAAUACAAAGAAAUUAUUUUUAAAUUCUCAACCAAAAUUAUAUAGUUAUAGUAAUAAAAACAGACUUUUUUCAACAAAUUCAACAAAUUCAACAAACCCAACAAAUUCAACAAAUCCAACAAAUCCAACAAACCCAACAAAUUCAACAAAUCCAACAAACUCAGCAAACUCAACAAAUAAUAAUGAUGAAUAUGAAGAUAGAAAUUAUGAUGAAUAUAUUAAAAAAGGAAUUUUUUUAGAAGAUGAUGAUGGACAAACAAGAAUGUAUAAAAUCUUAAAACAUAAAAUGCGUGAGACAGAAAAGGAACUUAGAGAAGGAUUAAAAAUGAGUGAUGAAGAAUUUUUUAAAGGUAAAUCAUCAUCAAAACAAAUUUUCCUUAGUAGACAUGGCACAAUUACAUUGGCAGUGACAUUAGCAAUUUUCACAGCAACUGCAAUGUUCUUUUAUUUUGGAAAGAGAAAACACAUUUUAUUAUCACAACAAGUCGAUUAUCAUACAACUGCAAUCACCAAUGAAUUAAAUCAAUUAACAAGUGAUAAUCAAAAAAUUUACGAUUCUUUAUCUUCCUCUCAAAAUCAAGAUCAAUUAAUAACUUUAUUAAUUGAUAAAAUCUUAAUUGAAAAAGGUAUUCUCAAUAAUAAUAAUAAUAAUAAUAAAUCAAUAACCCCAGCUGAAUUAAAUAAAAUAAAAUCAGAAUUAAAAUCAAUAAUUGUAAAUAGUAUUAAUAAAUAA
Messenger RNA from Dictyostelium discoideum AX4, 774 nucleotides. RefSeq lists its product as hypothetical. Lineage: Eukaryota; Evosea; Eumycetozoa; Dictyosteliales; Dictyosteliaceae. The transcript has a single exon. The coding region runs from base 1 to 774 and encodes 257 amino acids. The record is from RefSeq and is a predicted model, not a curated record.